Talpa occidentalis (Iberian mole) is the source of this 861-nucleotide messenger RNA. It is a transcript of the gene BEAN1, whose product is annotated as brain expressed associated with NEDD4 1. The record is from RefSeq and is a predicted model, not a curated record. The transcript is spliced from 5 exons. Bases 109 to 861 code for a protein of 250 amino acids. Lineage: Eukaryota; Metazoa; Chordata; Mammalia; Eulipotyphla; Talpidae.
CGGAGUGGAGCGAGGCAGCCAAGCCGAGUGAGUGGAGGGUCCGACCCUCUGAGAAGUCAGAACUGUGCACGUGGCAGGCUGGCUCCCCUCUUCUGCGACAAGGAUUACAUGUCUUUCAAACGCCCCUGCCCUUCUCGAUACAACCGUACAACCUACUUCUACCCGACGUUCUCGGAGAGCCAAGAGCACAGCCAUUUGCUCGUGUCUCCAGUGCUGGUGGCUAGCGCCGCCGUCGGCGUGGUCAUCAUCCUCUCCUGCAUCACCAUCAUCGUGGGCAGCAUCCGCCGGGACCGGCAGGCCCGGCUCCAGCGCCACCGCCACCGCCGCCGGCACCACCAUCACCAGCGCCACCCCGAGGAGUACGAGCAUGACUACGUGUCCGACGGGCACACUUACAGCCGCUCGAGCCGCAGGAUGCGCUACGCCUGCAGCGCCGCCGAGGACUGGCCCCCCGCCCCGGACCUCAGCUCCGAAGGGGAUGUGGACGCCACGGUGCUCCAGGAGCUGUACCCAGAUUCUCCUCCAGGCUAUGAGGAGUGCAUGGGGCCCGGGGCCACGCAGCUCUACAUCCCCACUGAUGCGCCCCCACCCUACUCGCUGACCGGCUCCUACCCCUCUCUGGAUGGCGACCCAGAUGCGGGCGGCGGCUACAGUCCCGGACGAUACCAGCAGGUGCGGAGGAUCCAGGGCCACAGUGGUCUCCGCACCAUCUCCAUGGACACCCUUCCCCCUUAUGAGGCUGUGUGUGGGGCCGGCCCCCCGGCGGGCCGGCUGCCGCUGCCAGGACCGGGGCCCAGGAGCGGCCAGGGCUCACCCGUCCCCACCCGGGCCCCCAUCUCUGGCCUGGAGAGGAUGGCGUGA